Soboliphyme baturini is the source of this 759-nucleotide messenger RNA. The record is from the annotation of a GenBank genome assembly. NCBI's taxonomy places the organism in Eukaryota, Metazoa, Nematoda, Enoplea, Dioctophymatida, Soboliphymatidae.
AUGUUUGUUUUACUGUUGUUGUUCAUUUGUUCCAUGUACAAAUGUGAGGAGAUUCGGCGACGAUUCGAGUAUAAACACAGUUUUCGGGCUCCAGAUUUGAUUGAUCCAACCGGCAAGAUUAUCUUCUGGGAGGUAAGCGGAGAUGCAAUCGCCAGCAGUGAUCGACUCCGUUUGGCACCGUCUAUGCAGAGCAAGAGAGGAAUUGCGUGGAACACAAAGCCUAUGGUCGAAGGCGAGUUUUGGGAGGUCGAAAUCUCGCUGCAGGUGACCGGACCUGGUCGCAUCGGUGCUGACGGUUUGGCUGUGUGGUACACGGACACAAAAGGUCGUAUCGGUUCCGUUUUUGGAGCGAACGAUUACUGGCGAGGCUUAGGGGUGUUCUUUGACACUUUCGACAACAAUGGACAGGGCGACAAUCCGGCCAUAUUGGUUCUAGUAAAUGAUGGCACAAAGUCGUUUGACCAUUCAAAAGAUGGCGGAUCAGAGGUCCUUGGAUCUUGUAAAGGUGAUUUUCGCAAUCGGCCGGUUCCAGUGAAGGCGAAAAUUCAGUACCACAAAAAUACAGUGACGGUUUUCGUCACCAACGGCUUAUCAUUUGAGUCUCAAUACGAACUGUGUUGCACUGUUUCGGGUGUAGUUUUGCCUAAAAACGGCUAUUUUGGACUUUCUGCUGCUACCGGUGGAAUUGGGGAUGAUCACGAUGUUGUAUCCUUUAGUACCUACUCGAUCGUUUCUCCUGAACUUCCGCCGGUAUUUUGA